This is a messenger RNA of Anolis carolinensis (green anole), 8022 nucleotides long. It is a transcript of the gene tef, whose product is annotated as TEF transcription factor, PAR bZIP family member. Gene Ontology annotation, biological process: regulation of transcription by RNA polymerase II. Gene Ontology annotation, cellular component: nucleus. The record is from RefSeq and is a predicted model, not a curated record. The transcript has 5 exons. Lineage: Eukaryota; Metazoa; Chordata; Lepidosauria; Squamata; Anolidae. The coding region runs from base 1 to 1080 and encodes 359 amino acids. Gene Ontology annotation, molecular function: RNA polymerase II cis-regulatory region sequence-specific DNA binding; DNA-binding transcription factor activity, RNA polymerase II-specific.
AUGCGUAGUCGUUGGUGUUGGCGGGGUUUUUUUUUCCUUCGGUCCUGUCCUUUUAAACUCCUCCUCCCUUGGCCGCCUCAGCGCGCCCGGGGGUCUAUCUCUCGGGGCUUCGGCGGCGGGUUGGCGGGUCUGUCGGUCGCGGGGAGCAUGUCCGUCCGGGCCGAGGCUCAGGAGCCGGCGGCGGGGGACGCGGUGGUCGCCGUCGCCGCCUCACAGCCAGAGCGGGGCCUGGCUGGGGCCUUCCCCUUGGUGCUGAAGAAGCUCAUGGAAAACCCGCCGCGGGAGGCGCGCCUCGAUAAAGAGAAAAAAGAAAAGCUUGAGGAAGAUGAAGCAGCAGCAGCUAGUACAAUGGCAGUUUCUGCCUCCCUUAUGCCUCCCAUCUGGGACAAAACUAUUCCCUACGAUGGAGAGUCUUUCCAUCUGGAGUACAUGGAUUUGGAUGAAUUCCUAUUAGAGAAUGGAAUCCCUUCCAGUCCUAAUCACCUGGAUCUGAAUCAGAAUCCGCUCCUGCCUGUUGCUGAGUUAGAGGGAAAAGAACCUGCCAGUGCUCCUGCUACUGCCGCCACCACACCCUCAUCAUCUUCCACAGUGGUUUUCCAACCAUCGGAAACUACCACAAGUUCAGAGUCCUCACCAGAAAACGAGAGACUGACUCCCAGUCCAGUUGAUCCAGAUUGUGUUGAGAUUGAUGUGAAUUUCAACCCCGAUCCUGCUGAUUUAGUGCUGUCCAGUGUGCCUGGAGGGGAGCUCUUCAACCCUAGAAAGCACAAGUUUGCCGAGGAGGACCUGAAACCACAGCCCAUGAUUAAAAAAGCCAAGAAAGUGUUUGUUCCAGAUGAUCAAAAGGAUGAAAAAUAUUGGACAAGGCGGAAGAAGAACAAUGUGGCAGCUAAGCGAUCUCGUGAUGCUCGACGUCUGAAAGAGAAUCAGAUCACAGUCCGAGCUGCCUUUCUGGAGAAGGAGAAUACAGCAUUGAGGACCGAGGUUGCAGAGUUGCGGAAGGAAAUGGGAAAAUGCAAGAACAUUGUCUCUAAAUAUGAAAGCAGAUAUGGGCCCUUUGACUUAUCCGAUUCCGAGUGAUGCAGCUUUAAAGACUCUUAAAAUCUCAAAGAAAAUAAAAACUACACAUGAAACAACCUGCCACCAGAAUGAACAAAGAAAGAUGUGAGGUAUUCUACACAAACAACCGAUGACCCUGCUUCCCUGCAAGUAUCUCAGCUGAACUAGGGCUGAGCAUGAUGAAAAGUCUAAGGUCUCUAUUCUUACAACUUCUUUUUGUAUUGCCAUUUCCCCUUGUAACCAGCGUUUGCAGUACAGCUCUUCACCUACACAUGGUGCUCAAGUCAAUGAGUUCAGUUUGAAGAAGUAAUGAUUUUGUACGAUAACAUAUAGAUGGGGGAAUGAGAAAUCAUAACUGAAAAAAAAAACAUUUUGCUUUGUUUUUCUUUUCCUCAUCUACUCUGUAUUUUAGAAUCAAUGUUAAUCUUGCAACUAAAUCCUACUAAAUAUUUGUAUCUUGCAUAGAACAUGAUUGAAGAAAACAUACAUACAUACAUACAUAUAUAUAUAUAUAUAUAUAUAUAUAUAUAUAUAUAUAUAUAUAAAAACAAACAAAAAAGAGAUCCAUUUUGAUGUAAUAUACGCCCUGCAUAUUGACUUAGUUGAAAAUAGCCAGCACCCAAUAUGCCCCAUUACAUGUUAGCAAGUAAGAUGCAUCUUAUUUUCUCAGCAGAUAAAAGCUGACACUAGGUUUUCAAAAUUAGCACUUUCACUUCAGCUUGUUCACCUCUGGCAAUACUGUUGGAAAACUACCAUAUUGUAAUCGCAUGCUGAUGCAUUUUCACAGUCUAAUCACUAUAAACAUUAAAAGAUACUUCUGUUUCAUUAUUUUCAUAAACAGAAUUUAACUAGCUGUGAAUGAGGAGCAAGUGUUCUCACUACCUGAUUUUCUUUUCUUGGAAUACAUAACAUAAAGUACUUUGGAGUUUGCCAUCAAAAUCAGGAUUGUCUUUUGAUUUUUUCAGCUGUAAAUGUAUUUAAUACCAACUUUAAUCUUGUUCCUAACCCUAUACACUUCUAGAGACAAAAUUAGCAACAUCUGCCCAAGAUCCUGCAGUCAAAUACAUAGCUAUGAUGGUGCAAUUAUACCUCCCCAUGCUACCACUCUCUUUUUCUGUUGUACCAUGUCCCACUGCCAAGAGAGGGCUAGAAUUAUCAUUACUACCCCUUUCUCCAGCACUUUCAGAAUGACUCAUUGGGUUGGGAUGGGAGGCCUGGAUUGUUUAAAAGUUAGGGACACUUUCAAUAGUUGUGAUACCACAACAACUGUAAAAUUGAAUUAGUGCAUUUAUGAUGUCAUAAAUUGGGCUUACUCUGUUGUAAUUAUUUAACAGAAUACCAGCCAUUUACACUAGAGUCUCACUUAUCCGACAUAAACGGGCUGGCAGAACAUUGGAUAAGCGAACAUGUUGGAUAAUAAGGAGGGACUAAGGAAAAGCUUAUUAAACAUCAAAUUACAUUUUGAUUUUACACAUUUACCAAAACAUCAUAUUUUACAACAAAUUAACAGAAAAUGCAGUUCAAUACACAGUAACGUUAUAUAGUCUUUACCGAUUUUAUGAAUUUAGCACCAAAACAUUGCAAUGUAUUGAAAAUACUGACUAUAAAAACAUUGGCUACUAACAAAUUGACUACAAAUAAAGAUAGAAUUGCCUAAAAUGAACUUACAGUAACAACAUUGAUGAAAAUUAAAUCCGUAAAAAGUCAGUCCUUGCUUCCUAGAAAAACAGUUGUGGAUCUGGGUGGGAGGCAGAUUGCGUUGGAUAAUCCAGGACAUUGGAUAAGCGAAUGUUGGAUAAGUGAGACUACAGUAUAUUUUUUCCCUGUCCACUUUCAUGUGAGAAAUUUUUAAGUUCUUGACUUAAGAUGUGAAUUGAGCUCACAAACCUAAUACAUCAGACAGAACUCAGUGGAAUAUUUCUUGGAUCAAUAUCAACGAAGAAGUAUUUUAUUGAUAGGCAGUGUCGGUAGCAAAGUAGGAUGCUAAAAAAUAAUUUCUACUUCAUCUUAAAUGUGACCUAAGGGUAUAUUAAAGUUAUAGUGGUAGAAUAAUUAUGUGGAUCUAUUUGUUAAUAUUAACACUGUUCAUCAUAUUUGAGGAACCUUUGGAGGUGAAAUGUUCCACUAUUCUGAAAGGUGGGAGACUGCCAAGUAGACACUUUCAGGAUUUUAAAAAGAAAUUACUUAUGAAAAUAGAUUAAAUUCUUACUGAUUUGUCUAGAAGACAUAUGGCUGAAUAAGCAGCUUUCCAUGAGUUGACUGGAACAGCAUACAGUAGCUUCAAGUAGCUAAAAUGAUGUUAUAGAUUUAGGAACUAGAACUGAGAAGCAAGUCUCAAUUUUUUUUUGCUGAUAGUGCUGAAUUUAGAAAAUAAUGAAAUAACUUGUUGUUUUCAGAGUAACUUGGCAAUCCUACUUGGAAGUAGAUUUUAUUUCUUCCUGACUAAUAUUCCAAUACGCAUUGUUUUUAAACAUCUUGACUGUGGACUGUUAAAAGCUCUAAAAUCUUUGAGAGCAUCAGCAUAAAUAUGAAUCAGUAUACCAGAAUCAUAGUGCUAGUUUAAAAACUGAGCCUUUCUUAGCAAUUUAGAAUAUAGACCCAGAUUUGCAGGCUUUGUGUUUACAGUGACUCUGUACAUAUCUUUUGUUCAUCAAUUAGUUCUUUGUAGAUUUUGCAGCUGAAUAGUAUAAUUAAAUGCAGUCUGUCUUUAAUUCUGACACUGUCAUAGCAGAAAUACUAAAAUAUUUUGGUUCUAUUACAUUCCUUUUCUUUUACUCAAAAGGUGCCAUAGUAGUGAUGAUACUACUCUUGUACAUAUCAGACAGCAAUAUUACACUGUGUUUAAUACAGUAUUGUAAGACAAUUAACAUCGCAGUUCAAUUACCACAUUUUCUCUGUAUAGAUAGUCACUUGGGAUACUUACAAUCAUAUUAUUCGUUGCUGCAAAAUGGUACAAAGUUUCUAUGCAAGUGCAACUCAACCUGUGUGUAGAAAAAUGUACAGGAGUUCUAACCUUUGAUUUUUCUCAGCCCAGAACAAGCAUGGAGAAAAUCAUGUUUCUUAAUAACUUUUUAAGACUGCAGUCCUGUAUACACAUAGCUGGCUAAUAGUUACGUUAAACUCAAUUGGGCUCAUUUUAGUCUAGGCAGGUAUAGGAUCAUAUUGUUCAUAUUUUUUCUUAAAUGCUAUAAGAGGUUGAUUUAAAUUAUGAGCAUAAUUAGAUCUGCAAUCUUUUUCAUUUUAUAGCUGUUUCUCCAGUGACCCACCUACGAUGAUAUCAGUGUGGAAAAAAAGCCCUUGCAGUAAUGUUUAAAGUUAUUUCUCCAAAGUAGUACAGAAUGCAUGUAGUAGGUGUGCAAACUUUACUACAUCCUGCUUAUUUCAAUACAUGACCUUCUAGAGAUAGUUAAAGUAUGAUCUCCAUUAUUGUAGAGCUUGCUAGAAACAGCUUUUAGGCAAAAACAUGUCUAGAUACUCAGUUGCUAACCACAUGCUGCUGAAAAGCCAUGGGAUAACCACUUCCAGAUAUAUUCUAAAUGUUAGUAAUAAAAAUAUAUACAUAAGCAAAAUCUGUAUAAUAGUGAACUUGUUAGGUAGUUUCAUGUUACAUUGUCAUCUCUUUAUAAACUAGAGGAUGACAUGUUCAUGCUAAGUGAAUUACAUCCAUAGAUUAAACACUUUGUGAUGUUUAAAAUAUUUUAGAAGCUGAUCCUAUUCAUAAAAAAUAUUUGCUGUGUGUAGGCUUAGUGUAAGCAUUUCACCUCUGUUUAGUUGGUUUUGCAUAUUUAUGGUGAGGCUUUACUUGGAGCUAGAGCAAUGGGUUAAAUUUAUGGGACAAUUCGUAGUGGUUCUUGUAAUCUUUGUGCAGGUUUCAUGUGAAAUUUUGAUAGACCUUUUUCUCAUUACUCUUGUAACAUUUGUUUAAUAAAUAACGGGACAUACUUAGUGCUGUGGAUAAUGAAGCAUUUAUACGCUUUGAUAAUACCUGUGAUAUUAAUAUUGGUUGCUGUUUUGUAUAACUGUUGACAUUCUAGUGACUUAGUGGAUUUUUUUUCUCUAUAAAUAGUUUUGUUUGGCCUUUUUCCAUAUCUCUUCCGUGCUGCAUUGUGCUGUGCUGUCUGGAAUAACCAAGUAAUAUAUUUCCAUAAUAUAGUGAGAUACUUCCUAGUGGGCAGUUCUAUCCUGUGUCAAGUGUCAAGGUAGUCAUAAGCAGUGGUGAGAGCUUAGAAAUAUACGGAAAAAUAUACUGAAAAGGUAUUAGCACAUUAACAUCAAAAUAUGUGUAAAGUUUGAAUGUGAUGAAAAUGCAUCCUGUAAUUGCAUUUUACAAAAAAAAUUACAAUAUUUCAGCGAUUCUAAGACAUCAUUGACUCUAAGAUGCACAUUAAUUUCUGCACCAUCAACAGAAAGAAAACUUUUAAUAUAUAUUCUAAGGUGCACUGUUUUUCAAAAUGUUUAUUGGGGAGGGGGAGUAUCUCUUAGAAUCUAUAAAAUACAGUAUUCUUUUAUGUUCAGCUGUCCAUAAUCUCUCCUCUAAAGGAUUGGUUUGGCACUUUAAAAAAAUAUCUACCUUUUCACCCCUUGCCUCCUGAGGCACAGUGACAAAGAGGUAGAAAGCUGAACCGACAUUCAGUUCACUGAUACAGGUCUCAUUUAAUCUGAGAAAAAGAAAAUAAUCCAGGUGCACCAUGUAGGCGUGCUCUUUCUACAUUUCAGCUCUCUUUCCCAUAUUUGCUACACAAACUUGAAUAAAUAUGAUUAUUUUCCUGGCAUUAUAGUAGAUGUGCAAGGCAUUUUCUCAUUUAGUUUCACAGUAUGUGUUUCUAGAGCAAAUCAUAGGUAUUUGUUUUGUUGUACCUGAAUGAAGUCAUGCAAGGAAGAGUGAAAAUAUAAAAGCAGUGAUUCUUGUUGUGGAUGUUUUGUAUUCUGUUAAUUGGAGCUCAUUUAUAAUAAGAAUUACUUUCAAGGUGAAAGCUUGUCAUAUUAGCAAAGCUGGUCAACUCUUUAUAGCAGCAAAAAGUAUUGAAAGUUGGGAAGAAAAGUGAGCUAUAUUCUAGAAAUUUGAUAUGAAAUCCCUACUUAGUCUAUUAAUGACAACUUCUUGCUUGGAAGUGUAGGAAUGAUUUCCUGUUAAAUUUUACAGAAUUUGUCAGCAUGCCAGCCUUUCAGAGUGAAACUAGAAAUAAGAUGGCUCUUCUCCUCCUUUCUCCCAUCCCUCUCUUUUCCCUUUAGAUAAAAUAGCAAUCAAUGUGCAUUGAUACAUUGACUGGUUUAGUGCUUAGUAGGGUCCAGAACAGCGGAACUGUUUUAUUUGUACAUUUGUGUCUAAUAUAUGGUGAUUAAUAUUAUUCAAAUAUUGUAUUUUGUAUUACAGAGUAUGUAAAUACAUUUUAAUCUCAGUCCUCAUGGAGUAAUAAGUGCUUCCAAUGUAAUCUCUGCAAACAUAUUCAAAAUAUAGCAUGGCUUGAGAUUAAUUUUUUCCUCAGAAAUUCACAGAAAUCAAAAUUAAAUUGAUAGGGAGUUUUGGUUUGUGAUGCUUUCUAUUUACAAAAUAAUACAUUAUAAAAGCAGAGAAUGUGAGUAUUGGGAUAGGAGGUAUUUCUACAACCACUGAAUUUAUUCAAAGUAGUACUCAAGCCAUCUUAUUUGGAGUCAAGUCAGUCUGCCAUUUAGCACUAUUCCUGCAUGAUGUUCUGUUGACAAAAGCAUAUGGCAACUUCAGAAAUGCAUACAGUUCUGCAUUGUGUCUUAAUUCAGUGCUUUUGGCAUCUUCCAUUGAUCUGUUGUGAAUUUCUAUUUGUUUAGUUAGGAUUAUGAUAGCUGAUCUAAUCUGUGGUAUUACUAUAUUCCUUUAUUUAAUCAAAUGUUUCAGUAAAUAGAAUUUCUGCUUGACUUGACUCUUGACAGCAACAUUUCAUUAAAUGCUUCAUCGAGCAGUUGGAUCUUUUGACAAAAUGGACAGAAACAUGACAAAUUGAUCAGUACAGGGUGGAUCACUGUGAAAAUCAUUGUCUCCCUAAAAGACUCUUGAGGGCAGCAAUUUCCCCAUUACUAACCCCCCAAAAUCAUUUUUGCCCCAAAUACUUUCUAGGCAAGGAGAGGUCUUCUUCACCAAAUUUUGGGGGCUUCUCCUACCAAAUGUCGUAGUUUUCUGCUGAUACAAAUUCUUUAUCAUUGGUAUGAAAGUAAAAUAACAAUAAAUCAACUGACUUCAUUAUCAUGUUAGAGAAGGAAGUUCCUUUAAAAAUCUUUUUCCAAAUAAUUGCAUGCCUGCAGGGUGUAACUACAUGAAACACAUGCAGUAAAGCUAUUCUAGUAGACUUUCCAGGUGUUAAAGAGUUGUUUCAAAUAGUGUUCUUUGCCCUUUCUCUUUAAAGCAAGAAAUUAAUUCAUGUGUUAAUUUGUUAAUAAAGAGGAAAUGGAACUAAAUCACAAAAAUAUCAUUUUUAUAACCAAAAUAAACAUUUGUGUUCCUGUAUAUCUUUAAUAUCUGAAGCAUUUCUCUAGUGUUUCUGGUAUGUUUUUUCCUAUAUAUGUGUUUUGUAGAUAAUCUGUAAAAUUCUUUUGAGUCCAUAAUUAAAGGCACUGUAGGCACUUACAACAAAUUCUGUGUUAAAGCUAAAAUUGUCUCACUGCUUUCUCCAAAUGCUCUUUCCCAUGUGUAUGUUACCACAGAUACUUUGUGUAUAAUGAAAGCACUUAAAUGAUCCUCCUUGAGAGGAAAAAAAAAUCUAUGCUCAAGAUCUUCCUGGUAUUCACUCUUAUUUCUGUUACACUAUUACACUAUAAUACUGAAUAUGAACUCUCUGAUUGUGGAAACUGAUUUUUCAGGAUAUAGUAAACCCUUUCUGCUCAGUGUCUUUUGUAAUGCUUUGGGUUUUAAUAAUGUAAACUUUUCACUGUAUUGAAUUCUGUUAGCAGUUUUUCAUUUUGAAAAAAAAAUAAAGUGUAUAUUCUGUUAAA